AUGCCUGUCCCUGCUAUUGGAACCCCCGUGGGCCUUGAGAUUCCCGUCAAGGACACGAAGCGUGCUUCCGAAUUUUACAGCACUGUCUUCAACUGGAAGUUUUCCAAAGAAAACUUCGUUGGUGCCCCAGAGGAGUACCUCCUCGUGUUCAAAGUCGAUGGCGAGAUGUUUCCCGGGGGCGGCGUCAUCAAGAAAGUUCCAGAGGGAGAGCUCGGUGUUGGUGGUGCUACCAAGGUAUUCUUGUAUGUUGACAACAUCGAGAAUGCCAUCGAGAAAAUCGAGGCCAAUGGCGGCGAGACAACCAGUGAGAAAGAAGCCGAAGGUGAUCGGGCAUUCUACCAGUACUUCCAGGACACUGAAGGUAACACUCAUGCCGUGUACACCUACAACAAAUAG
Molecule: messenger RNA, 396 nt
Organism: Penicillium subrubescens
Lineage: Eukaryota; Fungi; Ascomycota; Eurotiomycetes; Eurotiales; Aspergillaceae
Product: VOC family protein
Exons: 3
Coding region: 1-396 (131 amino acids)
Source: RefSeq, a predicted model, not a curated record